CAAGUUAUCUCUAUUCUUAAGGACAAUUAGACCAUUCCUCCAGUUUCAUUUCAAAACAAUUUCCUUCAUUAUAGCACGUUCGAUCGUUCCAAAAUGGCCAGGCAUUUGGACAAGUGCUGCUCCUCAUUCAACUCUCCACCUGCCAGUGCAGGAGAAAGGCUGAUUGAAAAUCCAGUAUCAUUCUUCAAACCGUUGUGCAGCAGUCAGAAUCCCAACUUCAGCAUUCCGAAACUCUGCCAUAUACGUGAGAAGAAUGGAUGCUUCUUCCUUUCCUUUCAGUUUCUCACCCUCUCUUUCUGUCACUAUAUCUUUACCGCGAUGUUCGAUAUCUAUUCGAGAGCCGUGGUAGUUUCUGGGGGAUGCAGUACGACACAUACGGAAUCAGAAUCCAUGGAUCUUUUCCUGUAUACAUGCGUGGAUACUCGGUCUGGCGUAUGCCAAAAAUUCACGAGCUCUACUAUUGGAAUUUCUUUCCAUCUAUAUCUAGUCUUUGUAUCGAGGGUAUACCUUUAAGCCAAACCAAAGUACUCGAU
Amorphotheca resinae ATCC 22711 is the source of this 533-nucleotide messenger RNA. RefSeq lists its product as hypothetical. Bases 94 to 513 code for a protein of 139 amino acids. NCBI's taxonomy places the organism in Eukaryota, Fungi, Ascomycota, Leotiomycetes, Helotiales, Amorphothecaceae. The transcript has a single exon. The record is from RefSeq and is a predicted model, not a curated record.